Molecule: messenger RNA, 4322 nt
Organism: Equus quagga
Lineage: Eukaryota; Metazoa; Chordata; Mammalia; Perissodactyla; Equidae
Gene: STARD6
Product: StAR related lipid transfer domain containing 6
Exons: 8
Coding region: 226-906 (226 amino acids)
Molecular function (GO): lipid binding
Source: RefSeq, a predicted model, not a curated record
GUUUCAACCAAGUGGUGUAUCAAAAAAAGAUGCCAUCUCAAUAUAGGUUUAUAUUUUCCACUGGCCCUAUGGGCGAAGAUACCUUGACCAUUACUUCACUUGAGUGUGUUACAGCUCGUCCGAUGUUAUAUCACCAGGUUAAGAGAUAUGGAAAUCUCCAUGAGGAUUUGGACAAGAGUCCCAAUAGCUAUUAAAAUUCUGGACUAGCUCUAUUACGAAAGGUAGAUGGACUAUAAGGCACUUACCCAACAAACUGUUCAAGAAAUUUUAGGUUACAAUCAAGAUAAAUCGGGCUGGAAAGUGGUUAAAAUUUCAAAAAAGAUAACUGUUUCCAAGAAGCCUUCUAAAAAAUUCCAGGGAAAUCUAUACCGUGUUGAAGGAAUAUUUCCAGAAUCAGCAUGUAAGCUAUCUGAUUUCCUCUACAAAACUGAAAACAGAGUUACAUGGGAUAAAUCAUUGAAAGCGUAUAAUAUGGUACACAAGAUUGACUCGGACACAUUCAUAUGUCAUACCAUUACACAGAGUUUUGCUAUGGGCUCAAUUUCCCCCCGAGACUUUGUUGACUUAGUGUCCUUCAAGCACUGCGAAGGGAAUAUGGAUAUUAUCACUUCUAGGAGUGUGGAUUUUCCAGCAUAUCCUCCAUCUUCAAAUUACAUCCGUGGUUAUAACCAUGCUUGUGGCUAUGUAUGUUCACCUCUGCAAGAGAACCCAGCACAUUCCCGACUAGUGAUGUUUGUCCAGACAGAAAUGAGAGGAAAAUUGUCCCCAUCAAUAAUUGAAGCAACCAUGCCUUCCAACUUAGUAAACUUCAUCCUCAAUGCAAAAGAGGGAAUAAAGACACACAAAGCUCCAUCAGGACGUGGAUGUCAUCGUAAUGGGCAUUCAUCAUUCCUAAGGAAGAAAUGAGGCCAUUACAAUGAGGCCAUAUAAUGUCACGUGUGGCAAUAUGCAGUUUACUUCUAAGUCAAUAUGCAUAAACACUGUUGAACUAUUCUAGACAGUGUUCUUGGACAAAUUACUGAAGGUACUUUGUGAAAAUAAGAACUUGUAAAAGAGAACAGCGUGAAAUAUAGUUUUUAAUCUCAUAUAAGAAUGAUGUUGAAUAACAAAUAUUCUUAAUGCACUUUUAUCUUUCGCUUUUUUCCCUGGAAAAUGCUCUACAAAAGAAUCAUUAAGAAAGCAUAUACAGUCAGAGGUCAGCAUUAAUUAAAGCUUAAAAUAUACUUUAAAUUGUUUUUCCUUCACUUACUGCUUACAUUGAUAGCCGUAGGAAACCUGAACACAAAAAUAGAAAAGAAUUCCACUAGAACGUAUGGCCAAUGAUAUCUGGAACUUAAAAUUGAAUGAGUCAUGAAUCAAUUUGUGGUUCUGGCCAAGAUGUAGUAGCCCAUUCCUCCCAAGUCCUUCCUCUGACAACCAAACGGCCCUGCCUAUAACACAACAAACAACACAGGAAGACUCACGCAUAGGUGGAAAGAAGAAGGCAAACUGCCUAGAGACCUUGGGACUUUAGGAAUGACAUAGCAGUGAGUUCUCUGGGCUUCCUUAUUUCCUCCCAUAUAUUCCUGACAGGGGGCUGCAGAAGCCUCCAGCCUGGAGACACCAACAGGCGGGAAGAACAACAACAAAAAGCUUCAAGAAAAAGCCUGUGCCUCCUAGCCAUAGGAGUGGCUAUGAACAAAAAGGUGGCCUAAAAAAACAAAAAUCUUUUUGACAAUAUCCACCCUACAUCAGCCAAACAUCAGCCUAAAAACUGCAUCCACCUCACCCUAUGGUUUCAAUGGGACAAGGCAGAGAGAUGAUCUUCCGCCUCACUCACCUCAUCCCACAGAAGCAGGUGGUUGUGCUCUGACACCCCCACCCUGUGGUGUUGGCAAGGCUGAGCAGGGAGCUAAUCUUCCACCUUCUACCUGGCAAAAGCAGAUGGCACUCUGAUUACCCUCCCAGGUGGUACAGGCUGACAAGCAGGGAGCUGAUUUUCCAUCUUCCACCCAACAGAAGCUAGUAGUGGUGCUCUGAUAUCCCUGCUGGAAUAGCGUCAGUGGGGUCCAGUGGCAAAGUGAGCUUCCAUUUCCAUCUGGCAGCAACAAGACUUAACCAACUAGUGCAAAGAAGGGCUAGUCACCAUUCAGCUUCACUGUGCUCCCCUGAUCACCAGUGUCGCCAAGGCCCAGCAGGAUGCUGAGCCUCCAUCCCCACUCAGCAUCAAUGUUUUCCCCUUUGUAGUGUGUUGAAUUUGGCUUCUAGAAGAUAUGUCUUAUCAAAUCCCUGGAACCUUGAAUGUGACCUUGUUUGGAAAAAGGAUCUUUGCAGACGUAAUUAAAUUAAGGACCUCAGGAUGAGAUUAUCCUGGAUUAUUUGAGUGGGCCCUAGAUCUAAUCACGAGUGUCCUUACAAGAGAUGGACAGAGAGACAUGUGGAGACGAGGAGGCCAUGUGAAGAUAGAGGCAGAGAUUGGAGUUUUGUAGGACAAGGCAAAGAACACCUGGAGCCCCCAGAACCUGGAAGAGGCAAAGAAGGAUUCUCCUCCACAGCCUUCAGAGGGAGUGUGGCCCUGCUGACACUUUGAUUUCAGACUUCCAGCCUCCAGAACUAUAAAAGAAUAAAUUUCUGUUUUCCUAAGCCACCAAAUUUGUGGUAAUUUGUUACAGUAGCCAUAAGAAACAAAUACACCCUUUUCGGUGUUAGCAGGGCUCGGUGGCGAUCUGGGCCUCCACUCCCAUCUGGGAUCAACAAAGUGAAACAAGGUGGUGGGACAUGGGCUAGUUAACACUCUGCUUCCCUACCCCCUUCCCUGGGGUCAUGGGGUCCACUGGGGAGCUGAGAUUACCUUUGCACUUGGAGGCAACAAGACUAUGCAAAUCAGUGCCCACUUUUGCCAGGCAGGGGAGCUGAACUGCAAGGAGUGUUGGUCAGUGCUCUCCUUUUGCCAGGGUGGUGACAGCAGGGCCCCGUGGGAAGCUGACAACUCACCCAGCCCUUGCACUACACCUCAACUAGGGGACUACUUGCUAAUAUAGAAGAUAAAGUAGGAUCCGGAGUCGUCCGGAAUGGAAAGAAGAAUAUCAGAAUGGGUAAAAAUAGAGGUGAAAUUGUAAUAUAUACUAUUCUUGUGAGUAUAGUUGAUGGUUGACAAAGGUAUAAAAGCAAUUCAAUGGAGGAAGGACAGGCUUUCACUUAAUGGUGUUGGAGCAACUGACAUUCAAAGAACUUGACCUCACCUUGUACUUUAUACAAAAAUUAACUCACCACGGAACAUGGACUUUAAUGUAAAACAUAAAACUAUAAAACUUUUAGGAGAAAAAUCUUCAGAACCUAUGGCUAAGCAAAGAGUUCUUAUACUGGACACACCAAAAGUAUGAUCCAUAUAAGGAAAAAAAUGAUAAAUUGAUCAUCAAAAUAAAAAAUGGAUGCUUUGGGAAAGAUCCUGUGAAGAAGAUGAAAAGACAAGGUAGAGACUGGGAGAAAAUAUUUGUAAGACAUUUCUGACAAAGGACUUGUAUCUAGAACAUGUAAAGAGCUUUCAAAACUCAACAGUAUUAAAAAUCCAGUUAGAAAGGGGGCAAAAGACAAGGACAUUCCACUGAAGAGGAUAAGUAACUAAGUUCAUGAAAAGAUGUGCAAUGUCACUGGCCAUUGGGUAAAUGCAAAUAAUGUGUAACCACAUUGAGAUAUCAGUACAUACUUAUCAGAAUGGCUAAAAUGUAAAAAAAAUUAGUGAUUACAUCAAGUGUUGGUGAGGAUGCGGAGAAAACUCAUACAUCAAAGGUGGACAUGUAAAAUGGUACAGUCACUCUAAAAAAGGGUAUGGCAGUGUCUUACAAAAUGAAACUUGUGGUUACUAUGUGAGCCAGCAUUGCAUUCUUUAUCCCAGAGAAAUGAAAAUGUUCACACAAAAACUUGUACACAACUAUUCACAGCAGCUUUAUUAUAAAUAGCCAAGAACUGGCAACGACCCACAUAUCCUUAAAUGGGGGGAUAGUUAGACUGUGGUAAUCCAUACAUGGACUACUACUAAGCAACACAAAGGAGCAAACUAUGGAUUCACACAACUUGCAUGGUCUCAAGGAAAUAUUGCUGAGUAAAAAGCAAGCAAUCUCAAAAGGUUAAAGAGUGUUUUAUUCCAUUUAUCUUGAACUGACAAAAUGAUAGACAUGGAAAACAGAAUUAGUAGUUUGCUGGGAUUAAGGAAGUGGGAGUAAGAAGGGAGGUACUUGCAGCUUUAAAAAGGCAGCGGGAGAAGGGGCUGGCCCCGUGGCCGAGUGGUUAAGUUCGCGCGCUCCGCUGCAGGCGGCCCAGUGUUUCGAUGGUUUGAAUCCUGG